Messenger RNA from Periconia digitata, 1080 nucleotides. Lineage: Eukaryota; Fungi; Ascomycota; Dothideomycetes; Pleosporales; Periconiaceae. The record is from the annotation of a GenBank genome assembly.
CAUAAAAUGCCUAUCCUCGAAUCUGGCGAACUGGUUCUCGUCACUGGAGCCAAUGGCUACAUUGGUGGAGUCAUCAUCCAAAAGCUUCUCGACGCCGGCUUCAAAGUGCGCGGCAGCGUCCGUGACAUCUCUUCACCAAAGAACGCAUGGCUACAACCACACUAUGGACCCAACUUCUCGCUGGUGCAGAUCCCAGAUGUGGCAGAACCCCACGCUUUCGAUAAGGCUAUCAAAGGCGUCCACGGCGUGUGCCACACGGCCGCUACUCUAGUGCUUGACACAGACCCAGAGAAAGUCAUCACGCCCGAGAUAAACGGCAUGUUGAAUGUUCUCAAGGCUGCUGCGACGCAGGAUACUGUCAAAAGAGUCGUAUACACGUCAUCUUCGGCGGCACUCAUAACACAUACGCCGGGCCUGGAGUAUCACCUCGAUGCGCAUAGCUGGAAUGAGGAAGCUAAAGUGGUAUGGACGCUGCCAGUGACCCAGGGAUUCUCUCGUGGGUAUAUCAACUAUGCGGCCAAGAAGGUGGAAGCUGAGCAGCGCGCUUUCCAGUGGAUGAAGGAUAACACGCCCAAGUUCGAUUUCAAUUCGGUGCUUCCCAAUAGCACUUUCGGUAUCAUGACGCGAGCCGAUAAAACAGGAUUCAUCAGCACUGGAGGUAUCUUGAAGAUGUUGUGGGAAGGCGAGACGAGUUUCACGAGCUUGUUUGCGCCACAGUGGUUUGUCGAUGUUGAAGACAGUGCUCUGCUACAUGUCGCUGCGUUCACGCUCCCCGAUGUUGUUUCAGAGCGUCUACUUGCGUUUGCGGGUCGAUACAGCUGGAAUGAGAUUCUCGCCAUCUUCAGAAAGGAAGCUCCAGGAAGAGAGUUUGCUGAUGACGUCGGGGAGGUCAAGGAUAGAGGGACGGUGGAUAAUAAGAGGGCUGAAGAGAUAUUGAGAAGAUUGGGCAAGCAAGAAGGCUUCACGCCGUUAGAGGAAACAAUCAAGAAGUGGAUUCCGUACAUGCAACAGGCGGAGAAAGAAGGCUGGGCUUCUGCCAAAAGCUCUACCGAUGCGGAACAGUUGCGUAGCUUCGAGUAA